Arthroderma uncinatum is the source of this 1968-nucleotide messenger RNA. RefSeq lists its product as uncharacterized. Gene Ontology annotation, biological process: protein import into nucleus; RNA export from nucleus. Gene Ontology annotation, cellular component: nuclear pore; nuclear pore central transport channel. Bases 1 to 1968 code for a protein of 655 amino acids. The transcript has 3 exons. Lineage: Eukaryota; Fungi; Ascomycota; Eurotiomycetes; Onygenales; Arthrodermataceae. The record is from RefSeq and is a predicted model, not a curated record. Gene Ontology annotation, molecular function: structural constituent of nuclear pore; phospholipid binding.
AUGAAUUUUGGAAGCGCAUCCACGAGCGGAGGCUCGUCCCCUUUUGGUCAGCCAACCUCAGGCUCAUCCGGCGGCCUCUUUGGCAACGUUGGUGCAAGCGGUCAGACUUCGACCUCAUCGCCCUCACUAUUCGGAGCAACCCCAGCCGCAACCUCAAGCAAUCUCUUUGGCGCGCAGAAGCCUUCUACUGGCGGUACUUUCAGCUUUAAUAACCCAAAUCAACCAUCGAGCCAGCAAACCAAUUCACCCAUCUUUGGUUCAGGCGCGGCGACCCCAAAUAAAGCACCAGAUUCCGCAACCCAAGGACAGCAGAAGCCAUCGGGCCUAUUUGGGGGUGGAAAUACUACAACAGGGAGUUCCGGUCUAUUUGGAAGCACAACUCCAGCUACCACGAAGUCAGGACUGUUCAGCACUACGUCAACAACACCCGCCGGCCCACCUCCCCAAGCUCAAUCAAAUGCUCCAAAAAUGCCAUCUUUUGGACAACAAUCCAGUGCUCCAUCAACCCUCUUUGGGAAUGCACGCACUUCGAGCCCGUUAUCUACAUCGUCCCCGGCCGUUUCAGCUCCAACUUUCGGUUCAGGCAUCGGAGCAGGCCAACAGCAACAAACGAAGCCUUCCAGCGGCUUGUUUGGCGGCGCCAGUGGAGCAGGCAAUACUUCUAAUACUACCUCUGGAAGCCUAUUCACUAACUUGGGCCAGUCAAAGCCAGGUGCGGAGACUCCGAAACCAGGCGCAAGCACAGGUUUAUUUGGAGCAGCCGGAAGUACCCCUGCGACCACCCAAUCGUCAGGUUCAUUGUUCGCACCUUCGUCCGGAGCCUCUAGUCAGCCAGCUUUCUCUCUGACACCCGCAGCUUCAACCCAACCAUCUACAUCUCUCACUACCACCUCCACAGCAGGCGGCAACACCCAGAAACCUCUAUUUUCCCUUGGUACUCCAGCAUCCACAACUACACCGGCUACGACCACAGCUACGCCAUCUGGUGGACUAUUUGGCACUCCAAAGCCCACAGCUUCUACUGGAUCCACAACACCAGCUACUACCGCUGCUGCUGCACCAGCGGCCAGCAACAUGUUUGCAAACAUGGGCAACCCAGCUGCCACAACGACAGCCACUUCUGGGGCUACAACCGCGGCAUCUACUGGUGCUCCAAAGUUUGGUGCCUCUGCUGCGACUCCCGCGUCCUCUGCGCCCGCAGCCACCACCACAACCACUGCACCAGCCACUGCGGCAGCUGGAACUACUGGAACUAACCUAGGAGCAUCGACCGUAGGACCGGCUCCACCAGCUCAAUCACGCCUAAAAAACAAGACUAUGGAUGAGAUCAUCACUCGCUGGGCGACAGACCUUACAAAAUACCAAAAGGAGUUCCAAGAACAAGCAGAACAAGUGGCUGAAUGGGACAGGAUGCUGGUUGAAAAUGGCACAAAGGUGCAGAAGCUGUACGGAAAUACUGUUGACGCUGAAAGAGCCACGCAGGAGGUCGAGCGGCAACUCGCCUCCGUUGAGAGCCAGCAGGAUGAGCUAAGCUCGUGGCUUGAUCGGUAUGAACAGGAGGUUGAGACUUUGCUAUCUAAACAGGUUGGAAUGGGGGAUAACCUUCCUGGGCCCGAUCAGGAACGAGCAAGAACCUAUAAACUUGCCGAACGUCUUUCAGAGCGCCUGAAUGAAAUGGGCCAGGAUUUAACUAGUAUGAUUGAGGAAGUUAACACCGCUUCUGCAACUCUUAGCAAGACCAGCAAGGCUGAUGAACCGAUCUCCCAAAUUGUUCGCAUCCUAAACUCGCACCUCUCCCAGCUCCAACUCAUCGACCAAGGAACGGCAGCUCUGCGAGCAAAGAUCACCGCAUCUCAAAAACUCGGCAAUUCUAUUAGCGGGUUCAAGAAUGGUGCUCCACGCGGUGUUGGUGGUGGCAGUGGAGGAGCUGCAGAAGACUUUUACCGCUCUUACAUGGGACGAAGGUAG